UUGCCUUUUUUUAUAAAUUCGUUCCCCUGUAUUCACUCUCCCCCCCUCAAAAAACCCUCUUCAUUGUCCUGUCAGUUAAGCAAUCAUCAUCCCAGGAAAAAUCCCUAUCAAUCAACCUUCUCGCAAUAACAUCUUGUAUCUUAUCAAUGGCUUCCUUCAAACUCCCAUUGGUUCUCUUUCUCUCUUCUCUAUUCCUCCAAGCAGCUUUAGCCGAAAUUGUAUGCGAGGAAUUGCCAAAUGAUAUUUGUGCUUUUACCGUCUCGUCAUCCGGCAAGAGGUGCUUGUUGGAGACAUAUGCAAAACAAAAUGGUGCAGUUGAGUACCAGUGCAGGACAUCCGAGGUGGUUGUUGAGAAAAUGGCAGAUUACAUUGAGACCGAUGCUUGUGUCAAGGCUUGUGGGGUUGAUAGGAACUCGGUUGGCAUUUCCUCUGAUGCACUCCUCGAGCCUCAGUUCACCGGCAAGCUUUGCUCUCCUGCCUGUUACCAGAACUGCCCCAACAUUGUAGACCUUUAUUUCAAUUUGGCUGCUGGAGAAGGUGCAUUUUUGCCUGACCUCUGUGAUGCUGCCCGCUAUAACCCUCACCGUUCCAUGAUUCAGCUUAUGAGCUCCGGCGCAGCCCCUGGACCUGUUGCUUCUGAAACCGCAUCUUUGAUCGCUGCCCCUGCCCCUGCUCCCAUGUAAUCAAAACAUAUAUUUGAUGUCUUCAAGAAAAUUUUCUGUGAAGACUAGUUUAUAUUGAAUGAGAAAUUAUUUAUAUUAUAUAUCUAGUGAAUUAGAAAGACUACGAGGAAUUCAACGCUACAUAUACUGGUCUUCUUCAGGGCUGCAAUUUGAUUGUAUUCUGUUUUUUGAGGAUUAUUUUAUGCGAUUAUGCCAUUGAGUUUUGCGGACAGAUAA
Molecule: messenger RNA, 899 nt
Organism: Populus nigra (black poplar)
Lineage: Eukaryota; Viridiplantae; Streptophyta; Magnoliopsida; Malpighiales; Salicaceae
Exons: 3
Coding region: 147-683 (178 amino acids)
Source: RefSeq, a predicted model, not a curated record